AGAAGAGACGUCAUGUGAUACGCUAGCCAGCUGGUGGAAGCAGAAUGAACUAGCCAGUGUCCCAUCAACUAUACCAUCAGGCUGCGAUUAUUAGCAUUUACAGGAAACAUCUGUAAACCACCGUUUAAAGGAGUAAGACAAGGCGCUGCUGGCCGCUAAUUGCCCACACAAAGAGACAAACAUGACGGCGGCGGUAUUUUUCGGCUGCACCUUCAUCGCCUUCGGCCCAGCCAUCUCCUUGUUCCUGUUUACAAUCGCCCGGGAUCCACUGAGGGUCAUUUUCCUCAUAGCAGGAGCGUUUUUCUGGCUGGUGUCUCUGCUGCUGGCCUCUCUUGUGUGGUUCAUCUCGGUUCAGAUCAGUAAUAAGGACAGCGCGACACAGCAGAAAGGUCUCCUCAUCUUCGGCGUGGUGCUCUCCGUCCUGCUGCAGGAAACCUUCCGCUUCGCCUACUACAAGCUGCUGAAGAAAGCUAAUGAAGGCCUCCUCACUCUCAGUCAGGAGGAAACCAUGCCGAUCUCCAUACGGCAGCUGGCCUACGUGUCCGGACUCGGCUUCGGCUUCAUGAGCGGAGCGUUCUCGGUGGUGAACAUCCUGGCGGACUCUGUGGGACCGGGGACUGUCGGGAUCCACGGGGACUCGCAGCACUACUUCCUGUCCUCAGCCUUCAUGACCCUGGCCAUCAUCCUGCUUCACAUGUUCUGGGGCGUCGUCUUCUUUGACGCCUGCGAGAAGCAGCGCUGGUGGGCGGUGGCUGCUGUCGUCAUCAGCCACCUCACCGUUUCCUGUCUGACCUUCCAGAACCCCGAGUACGUCGGCAGCCUGGUUCCCACCUACGUCAUCUUGUUCCUGAUGGGCGUCUGGGCGUUUUACUCGGCCGGCGGCUCCCUCAGGAACCUCAAACUCUGCAUCACCUGCAAAGACAGGGACUUCCUGCUCGCCAACCACCGGCCCAGAUAACGCAGCACGCCCUGGCAGUGUGCAGGACUCUCUAUCCAAAGAUCACCGAGUUCAGACACACACACACACGCACACACACACACCGAACACCGCAAAGAAGCAGUGUUAAUCUGCUCUUUCAUUUAAGAGGCAUUUCAUCAUCUUAAAUCUAAAAAACAACGUGAAAGUAAAAGCAGUGGAAGUUCCUUGAAGGAAAGGGACAAACAAAAGAUGAUUUAGAUUCCAGCUCAGUGGCUUAGUUUGUUUGUAUGAUGAGGUUCUAUCCCAAAAAUACAGUAUAUCUGAUA
Perca fluviatilis (European perch) is the source of this 1245-nucleotide messenger RNA. RefSeq names its product APH1B gamma secretase subunit (gene aph1b). Gene Ontology annotation, molecular function: protein-macromolecule adaptor activity. Gene Ontology annotation, cellular component: endoplasmic reticulum; gamma-secretase complex; membrane. Gene Ontology annotation, biological process: Notch signaling pathway; protein processing; Notch receptor processing. NCBI's taxonomy places the organism in Eukaryota, Metazoa, Chordata, Actinopteri, Perciformes, Percidae. The transcript is spliced from 6 exons. The record is from RefSeq and is a predicted model, not a curated record. Bases 182 to 958 code for a protein of 258 amino acids.